AUGAGUUCAAGGAUAAAGGAUAUCUGUAGAACUCUUACAAAGGUGGAGGAAGAAAAUCACGGUGCUGCACUAGAAGAUGUAACAGUGUUUAUACCCGAUAGCAUUACCCCUGGCAACAACAUCAGUUUGAAAGGCGGUUAUUACGCGUUGAUACCAAGGCUGGCACAUAUGGUAACCGAAACAAGAAUUCAUCUCAAAACGAAAGUGAUAAACAUCGAGUCAGAAAAUGGUGCAAUAAUGUACAAAGCAAGUCACGUGAUCGUUACAAAUUAUCUAGGCGUCCUUCAAUAUCACCAGAUACUUUUUAAUCCUAGCCUCCCAUUUGUAAUGAUUGUGUUAAAAUUGAAGCUGGAAUAUGGGACAGCCACCGACCCUAAUACACUUGACGUUUGGCUAUGCGGAGAGGAUGGCAAAGAGAUAGAAACAAUUUCUAAUGACGUCAUAGCGCGUGUGAUUACUACGGUGUUGAGACAAUUUUCCAACGACCAAACUAUCCCGGAACCCGAUUCAAUCCUAAAAACCUAUUGGUUUUCAAACCGACAGUUCAGGGGGUCGUACUUCUACAUCCGGUUUGGAUUAACAGUGUAG
Mizuhopecten yessoensis (Yesso scallop) is the source of this 588-nucleotide messenger RNA. Its product is annotated as peroxisomal N(1)-acetyl-spermine/spermidine oxidase-like. NCBI's taxonomy places the organism in Eukaryota, Metazoa, Mollusca, Bivalvia, Pectinida, Pectinidae. Bases 1 to 588 code for a protein of 195 amino acids. The record is from RefSeq and is a predicted model, not a curated record. Gene Ontology annotation, molecular function: polyamine oxidase activity. The transcript has 2 exons.